AUGAACGCCGACGCAGAAACGGCGGAAAUGACGGAUGUCGCCGAUGAUGUCGCCGAUGAGGCCAAGAGAGCCUGUGUAACAACCGUCCUGGAUGUGUUCCCAGGAAUCUGUCCCGAUUUUCUCGACAAGACGGCUGCCAAAUUUCAGUACAACCCAGACAAAACAAUCGAAGACAUUCUGGGUCUGGAUGAAGAUGGCAAGCCUUACCCCAAGAGGUUUUACUUCAAGAUCCUGAAGCGCAAGAGAGAAGGGCCAGAGGAUCCCGAUGACGAGGCCACUAUUCUCCGUACAUACAACUAUCCCGGUCGAAUGAAGGAGUCAACUCGAGAGUACAUUGUCAUGGCAUACAGGAAGAAGCUGUUGAAGCAAGAGUUUCCAUCUGCAACUAUGAGUAGCAUUCUGAAGAUCUUUGCCAGCAAGGACAACCAGUUGCUGCCAGCAUACAUGGCCGUUGACGCUGCUAUGAAAGAGAACCAAUGGUCGCCAGGGAAGGUCUAUGUCAACAUUGCCUACAAAAAGUCGCCAACUUCAACAGACCCCCAAUAUGAGGGCAUUCAACUAGACAACACUAUACAGCUCACAAACAACCCAGAGGAGAAAAGGGCUUUGCAGGAACUUCAGGCUGCUCGUAAACUAUUGCUCAAGCGCAAGGAGGCAAUCGAAAAGGAGAAUGCAGAACGCCACAACCUUUUUUGGGCUAGAGAACUCGGUGAAGCCAAGGAGUCUACCACGCAAGUGCCCUUCUUCUAUCUUUUACGUGCCGUGGAGAAUACAGCUAACGUUGCAAAGUUCUUUUGUGUCGGCUGCGCCCAACAGGCUGCUGAAACUGCUGUUGGUCAAUCAAAGUACGAGCUGGCCUGCAUGUCCAUGGAUAUUUGCGAGGCUGGCUUCUCCCACCAGGAGCGUCAGAAGUUCCUUACCGAUCAACUCUCAUCAGCCCUGGAUCGCAUUGAAAAUGAGGCUGUCCUCCGAAUGGCUGGCAUAGAGAACCUGGAAAGAUGCCCCUUUUGCCCCUACGCUGCCGAAUACCCUCCAGCCAACACCAACCGAGAAUUCCGAUGCGACAACCCAGAUUGCCAGAAGGUCAGCUGUCGCCUCUGCAAGGAAGAAACACAUGUUCCAAAGACCUGCGAGGAGAACACACGGGAUAAUGGUAUCAAAGCUAAGCAUGAAAUUGAGGAAGCCAUGUCAGCAGCUAUGAUUCGCAAGUGCAACAAAUGUGGCACCCCUUUUAUCAAAGACGAGGGAUGCAACAAGAUGACCUGCGUUGCUGCCAAUUGUGCAAACAUACAAUGCUAUGUGUGCUCCCAAUCUUGCGACUACAGCCACUUCAAUGACCCAGCCAGAGGCGGAAAGCAAGGCAAUUGCCCUCUCUUUGACGAUGUGAAUGCACGUCACAACGCUGAAGUGCAGCGUGCAGAGGAAGAGGCUCGCCAGAAAGUCUUAGAGAGCAACCUCCAGAUCAACAGAGACAUGCUUAUGUUUGACAAGCCAGAACGCAAGCGUGCUAAACCAGUCGGCAAGCUAAUCCAUGAGCCAACACAUGGCCUCAAAUUAUCGGAGGAUAGGAUAGCAAUGCAACGCCCCCGGCUGAAGUAUGGUGAUUACGAAAAUCUGCCUGCAGUCCGAAAUCUGGUUGCAAACCGAGCUCUGGCGGCUCAAGCACAGGUGGCUGCACAGCCAGGCUAUGGACAACAACAUACUGUUGGCCAACUAGCCCUGCAGAGUAACGUUGGAAAACCUCAACAGCACGGAUACGACGUGCCUCCCUUAGGCCCAGGGGAUCGUCGACAGUCUCCGAGUCCCCGACAAGCUCCAGCUCCUCGACGCUCUCCGGGCCUUCAAGAAGCUCCAGGCCCUCUACAGGCUCCGCGGAUCCGAAAGCCAUUGACCCAUAAUGGGCCUCCGGCAGGGCCGCUUGUUGGAAAUCCUCAUCAAGUCCACGGCAGUGUCCGGUCUUCUCCAGAGAGGGCCGAAGACAUGAAUCGUUUCGCAACUCCUCAGUAUCAACCCCCGCCUCAGGCCCAGCAAGCACAGGCACCUGGACCCAGGCAGCCAGGCGACUUUCGAGGCUUGCACAACGUUGACGACCGGAGACAACUUUUGCAGAGAUCUGAUUCGCCGGAAGUCAAUCCGUUCAAGCGGCGAAUCAACUACCAACCACGACGAGCAUUGGUUAGACCAGACAACGAAGCCCGACCCGAGACCCCGAUGUCGCUGAUGGACUUGAGAAAGCCUAUGGAUCGCGAUAAGAGCGUCCAGCGCCUUCCGGAUCCCAUUCCAGCGCUGCAAGUCAGUCCACAACAAGAGAGCGCGAAUCGUGCACAAAGACUUCGAGGGUCUCUACAUGACGGUUGGUCAAUGGCCACUCAUGGUCGCAAUCAUCAGGGCGCGCAGCAAUCCCACAAUGGUGAGCGCAGUGUUGUGGCGAAUGUGUGUGCAGAAUAUCUUCGGAAACGGGAUGUCCGACAACUCGCCGCAGACGAUGAAGCCCCGACGGUGCCGGAUUGGACCUCGAUUUGGAGACAGGCAGUUGCUAAGGGCGAUGAACCCGAUCAUGCCACACGAGAGGAUUUCACCGGAGGGACCGAAGUAGGGUACGGCGCAGUGGACGUUCGGUCCCGAGCCCCCGAAGCUGCGGUGCCUGUGGCACACGUUCAGUCGCAGUCCAACGGCUUUAAUCUGAACGGUUUGUUGCAACCGCCGGCACCGAAUCGCCCCAACUGGCUGGUGGAAGCCAGACGCCGUGGAAUGGCACGUGGCAUGCUUGAACCCGCCGGUGGAAAUUCCAAGGACAAGCCUUUUGUUCUAGACUAA
This is a messenger RNA of Colletotrichum higginsianum IMI 349063, 2817 nucleotides long. Its product is annotated as Ubiquitin-conjugating enzyme. The transcript is spliced from 4 exons. Bases 1 to 2817 code for a protein of 938 amino acids. The record is from RefSeq and is a predicted model, not a curated record. NCBI's taxonomy places the organism in Eukaryota, Fungi, Ascomycota, Sordariomycetes, Glomerellales, Glomerellaceae.